This is a messenger RNA of Thelazia callipaeda (thelaziosis nematode), 576 nucleotides long. The record is from the annotation of a GenBank genome assembly. Lineage: Eukaryota; Metazoa; Nematoda; Chromadorea; Rhabditida; Thelaziidae.
AUGGCGGAAAUACCGGUACGAUCAGCAACGACAAACGUACGGGUAUCGACAGUUAACGACGUCAUAACGAUGGAGAGGAAUGCGACCUCCAGGAAGCGAAAAGAAGUAAUGGACCGUGACGAUAAUGUUUAUGCAACCUUUGUUGCUGUACUUCUGAAGCAACGAAGACGAGACAAGAGGAAAGAUCGAGGUUCUGCACAGCAAAUGGUCAGAGGAAGAGUUGAGGGUGGUCUUGACCGUUUCGGGAGGAUGCCGAGAGGAAGAUGGCCCUUGUAUCGUUUCCUGUAUUGUGAGAAGUUCGUGUGCGCGAUUAGUUUUCAAGAAAUGAAGAAGCAAGUGAAUUCCGUGACCACCAGUAUUGCAGGCCAUCCAUGCUCACAAAAACAGUUCUUAAAGGUAGCACAGCAGUGUUAUGAAUACAUGACAAAGCAAGAGUUAUCGGGAUGGAAGGCAAGCAUAGAAAAGAAUGUAAGCGUGUUGUAUUUUUACAAAACUGUCAUAGAAUUUCGUCGGCUAGUGAAAAACUGGGAGAAACUGUAUCUACCAACAAAGGAGUUAGGACGCGGGCUUUACUAA